Messenger RNA from Branchiostoma floridae (Florida lancelet), 2532 nucleotides. RefSeq names its product coiled-coil domain-containing protein 150-like. The coding region runs from base 148 to 2025 and encodes 625 amino acids. NCBI's taxonomy places the organism in Eukaryota, Metazoa, Chordata, Leptocardii, Amphioxiformes, Branchiostomatidae. The transcript has 18 exons. The record is from RefSeq and is a predicted model, not a curated record.
AUCAUUUCUGACACUCUUUUUACUCAAUUUCAGGAUUCUGUCAUUGAGACUUUGAAGAAGGAAAUAGAACAGCUGACCAAGGAGAAGGAACAGGUGCUGAAAGACAAGCAGAGUCUGCUGGAAGAAGUGAACCAGGCAGUGGAUGGGAUGACAGAGGAGAGACAAAAACUACAGGAUGAAAUGCAGCAGUACAAGUUGGAGAUCUCAGCCCUGUCCAAUGCCAGACAGCAGGUGGAGCAGGAGAACAUGCGGCUGUUGGAGAGGAUGGGAGCUGUGGAACAGCAGCAGGCAUCCCAGAAGCAGGUGGAGAAGGCCAUGGCUGAGAUGAUUGACAGCAAGAACAGACUAGCUUACGACAAAGGGAAACUACAGACAAAAGUUGACCAGCUACAGCAGGAGUUGGAGUCCCUGGCGAACGCCCAGUCUGAGGUGGUGCACCUGCGGAAGGUGAACGCAGCUGUGGAGGCAAAGUUCAACAAAGCAGCUGCAGAACUGAACGCCUGCAGGAUCAACAUGCAGAGGACAGAGAGCCAGCUCAGACAGGCCCAGGCAGCCAUCGAGAGGAAGGAGGAGGAGUUUGCCAUGGCCAUCAAGGCUAGAGACGAAGCUGUCAAGGAAGGUCAAAGGUUACUGGACCAUAUCGAGGCCGUGGAGGAAAGGGAAAGACAGAAGCUGGAAGGGUACAAGAGAAGCCUGUCGGAGGCUAAACAGGACAGCACACGUGUGGCCAGCACCCUGGAGGGGGUGAUGCAGUCCCACACACAGCUGCAGGACGCUGUGGAGGCGCUGCAGACAGAGCUGGGCAGGAAGGACAGCGAGAUAGCUGCCAUGAAAAACGAAAGGCAGCAGUUUCAGAGGAACAUCAGACAGCUACAGGGAGAGGUGGAGGCCCUCCAGUCCCAGGUGGCAGAGAUGGAAGCCAUGGAAUCAAAUGAGGUGGAGCCAUUGAAGCUAGCACUUGACCAGGCCAAGCAGGACAACAUGAAGCUAGCAGCAUCACUAGAGGGAAUCUUACAGUCCAACUCUCAGCUACAGUCUAACCUGGAUAAACUACAGGAUCAGCUAGAACAGAAAACCUUCCAGCUCGACAAGGUCAAAAACACCAGAACCCAGGAGAGUGAGGAGAUGAAGCAUGAGGUAAGAAACUAUGAGGAGAGACUGGAGAAUCUCAAACAGCAGUUCAACAAGGAGAGGGAGACCACCAGGAGGAGACAUCAGAAGGAGUUAGCUGAGCUGAGGAGAGUCCACGAGGAGUCGUUCUCUCGUGUUUCGGACCUGUCGCGUACUAACAAACAGCUGCAGGGCAGGAUAGACGAGCUGGAACAGCAGCUGGCCAGGCUGAAGGACCGCAUCAGGAGCCAGAAGGUACAGCUGGACCAGCUGCAGAAGGAGAGGAAGAACCAUGAACACACGCAGGGCAAGGUCAAGUCCAUACAGUCUGAGUUGGAGUCUUUGGAAAAGGUGAAGACUGAAUAUAUCAGCAAGAACAAAGAACAGGCAAAAACCAUCAGUAAUUUUUUGGAGGAGAUCAACAGUCUGAAGUCAGAGCUGAAGGCCCUGGCUAGGGCUCAGGUAGAGGCUUCAGAAGUGGUGAAGCACCAAGAAGAUGAACUUGAAAAGGAAAGAAAAAGGACUGAAAAAUACAAGCAUAAAGCCAAAAAGAUUGAAAGCAAAAGAAAAGACAUAGAAGAAAGACUACUUGCUGCUAAUGAUGAGUCAAUGGAGGUAUCCAAAAACCUCCAGGAUGCCCAUGAGUGGUUCAAGUCCAAGUUUGACAAUCUUCAGACAGAGCUGGACAAGUCAAGGAGAACCCAGGAGACCCUACACCAGGUGACUUUAGAGAGCAGGUUUGCCCUGCAGGAGGAGAGACUGAAGGCUGAUGAGCAGGCCGAGAAGGCCAAACAGAUGAUCAGGGAGAGCAGGAAAAAGAUCACGAGACUUGCAGACUAUCUAGAGGCUGACUCUAGGGACCGUUCCAGAGACACCAGUCAGCGGGACAGAUUUGACCGACUGGGCAUCUUAUGAUACCACAUGCAAACACAAAAAGACUAUCAUUUUAAAUGCUCAUCUUGUUAUUUUAUAAGGUUUUUGAGGUUUCAUCAGAACUGUAUUUUGUCGACUAUUUUGGGAAACAGUGUCUGUAUUUUCUUUGUUUGUGCUCCAAUAUUUUCACUUUUUGUAUCCUAUUAUUUUUGUACCCUCAGGAGUUUUAUGUAUAUGUAUAGGUGGUAACAUAGCUAUUUUUAGGAUCUAUGUUAAAUUUUGUAGUUGAUAUUGACUAAAUAGUCAGCCACCAUAGAUAUAUCAGUAAUUAUCAUGGCAUAUUUGCCAACCAAUUAUUUCCUAUGGCAUAUGUUUUUGAUCACAGUUGAAAAUGGAAUUAGUUCCUUUAUUUUGUUUAAAACAGGGAAGAAGUGAGACAUGGAACCAUAGAAUGUAACUUAUGCAACUCUUAUCGACAGUGUGAAAAAUUGUACAUAAAUUACUGUAUUCAAAAUACAAUGAACUUUGCAAUAAAUAAGAACUUCAAAG